Messenger RNA from Phycomyces blakesleeanus NRRL 1555(-), 723 nucleotides. RefSeq lists its product as hypothetical. Bases 1 to 723 code for a protein of 240 amino acids. The transcript has 5 exons. NCBI's taxonomy places the organism in Eukaryota, Fungi, Mucoromycota, Mucoromycetes, Mucorales, Phycomycetaceae. The record is from RefSeq and is a predicted model, not a curated record.
AUGGCUGAGAAAAUAAAAAUGAAAACAACCCGACUGAUAGCUCAGUUGUUAGGACGCCGGACUAGCAAUCGACAAAUUGGGGGCUCGAAUCCCUCGGUCGGGCAUUUUUUCCAAUUUUUCACAAAAACCCAGAAAUUUCGGCCUAACAGUGUCAGCCACAGUCCGCAAUACCACAGUAUUCUCAAGCAUUGUUUGGAAGCUUUCAGUGUUAUAUGGGAAGCUCACUUCCAACCUAUAUUUAAAGAAGUUCUCAUUGUCAACAACCAAUCCUUUAAGCUCAAGGGCGAGAAAUUGUUGAUUGCAGUUGCAGCAGCAGCAACAGCAGCAGCAACAGAAAAGAAAUUAAACACAACCCGACUGAUAGCUCAGUUGUUAGGACGCCGGACUAGCAAUCGACAAAUUGGGGGCUCGAAUCCCUCGGUCGGGCAUUUUUGCCAAUUUUCUCCAAAACCCAGAAAUUCCGGCCUAACAGUGGUACAAAUAGCAGGGUUUAGACCACCGGUCUCAAGCAAAGACAAGCCAGGCCUACAAGGUCUAUUCCGAUCUCCUUCCCUUUUUUCUGUAGUCAGCCACAGUCCGCAAUACCACAAUAUUCUCAAGCAUUGUUCGGAAGCCCUCAGUGUUAUCUGGGAGGCUCACUUCCAAAAUAUAUUUAAAGAAGUUCCCAUUGUCAACAACCGAGUUGCUGCAAUUGUCAUCCUAAACAUUAUUAGACUCUCUUGA